GGAGCAGGAUUGGUUCGGCCGGAAUGCAGUGUCAGUUGUUCCUCCGUUGGCCGAGCACACAGACGGCUGCCCGUACCGCGUGUCUGAACGCACGAUCGAUGCGUUGAUGGUUUGCGGGAUCUUUCCACGCGGCUGGGAGACGACCCCGGGGUCACGACGUCACCGAACACCAGAAGGGGGCGGUUAAGUGGCUUCCUGCUAGCGCAUCGCAGAGAUUGGUCAAUUGACCAGCGACAGUUGCUCUCGGGUGUCCCGGGCCCGGAUAAAACCAAGACGAUCGAUGCUGCCCGUCAGUUAUGUCGCGACUAGCGCCGAGUUCGGAGUGAUCGCCAGCGGAAAAGCAAACUAGUGAAGUGUGUCCAUCGGCAAGAUGAUUUGAUAUCGGUCGAGCUGUUGGUGUGUUUUACCGUGUUUAAACAUUUUCAUUCAGUGCUCUAAUUUCGUGAUACACAAGCUUCGGUGAACAGUGAGCGUGUGGGCAAGUGUGCAACACUCUAUCGGUUAGGAUGGGCAUCAUCACUCCAUCCAAUCGGCGACUUCCGGUGCUGGUAGCAGUGUGGGCGCUGCUCAUCGGACGCAGCGAUGCGUUCGACAUCUUUCCUCCCAACUACGACAUCCGGUACCGGCUGGAAACGGACGUGACGCUCGUGCCGGAUGUACACGCGACCGACAACUACAUGUGGUAUCUGAACGGGUACCUGCGGGUGCAUCGUUACGAUGCGAAAAACCUCGCCGCUCAGAUCGAGCUCGAUCGCCAUCACAUCCCGGUGCAGAGUGAGGGCGAUGUGUCUGCGCUGCUGGAACCGUUCCGCGUAGCGAUCGCCAACGAUACGAUCCUAAGCAUCCAGUUCAAGCUGCACGAACCGAUCUGGUCGGCGAACAUUAAGCGUGCGCUGGCGUCGCUGCUGCAGGCGCACGGUGACGGGCCCGGUGCGUACGUCGUCGACGAGCAGGGAAUCUUCGGCAGCUGUCCGACCGAGUACUUUGUCGUGAACAAAUCGAACGUGUUCGAGAUCUCCAAAACGUACGGCAUGGACCGGUGCACGAUCUAUCGCGGGGCGAUCUACCUCACGCGCAGCAACAUCCCGCAGAACCACUGCAUCCCGAACAAGCAACCGCAGGCGAUCACGUCCCGCAUCGCCAACUACAAGCUGCGCAAGCUCGAGUCCUACCGCUACAUGCUGACCGAUCUGGACGGUACGAUGCGCACCAACAUUCGUACGCUGGAGUCUUACUACCCGCAGUUCCUUUACUCGCGCGUCGUGUUGCGCUACGAAAGCCACCAGGUGCUGGACGAUACGCCCGGCCGGCCGGUGGUGGACAUCGUCAACGGCAUGGCGCUGCUGUUCAGCCCGAUCCUGUUCGACAGUCCCGAUCUGGAGGCGACGGGCGGACGUAGCCCCAAGUCGAGGGAGAAGCUUAUCAAGCGCACCGCCAGCCUGCUGAACGCGAUGGCCGACAAUCUGGAAACGGUGGACAACAAGCUGAAGGAACCGUACGACGAGACGGUGUCGGAAAUCAUCCGCCUGAUGGGCACGAUGGAGCUGGACACGCUGAAGCAGCUGUACGAGGAGAUCGAUCUCGGCACGUCGUACCGGCAGGAAACGGCACGGAACAUCUUCCUCGAGAUUGUACCGCGCACCGGCACGACCUCCACGAUACUGCUGACGCGCGAUCUGAUCAUGAACAAGCAGGUGAACCCGAUGACCGCCGUGCAGCUGCUGAUUUCGCUCCCAUUCUACAUGGCCGAACCGUCGCAGGAGUUGGUGAAGGAGUGUGAAGUUUUCCUGGAAGUGGGUGCCGAUCGGCCGGACAUUAAGCAUGCGGCCGUGCUGAGUUACGCCACCAUGAUCUACAACACGUUUGUGGCGGGCAAGUUGACGGCGGACACGUUCGAGAAGUACGUCAAGAUGUACUUCGAUCUGUUCCUGAACAGCUUCGAGUACGAGCAGCAGAUGCUCUACCUGCAAGGGUUGGGCAAUCUGCAGCUGGAAAAUGUGGCCGAGUAUUUGGAUCCGAUCAUUCGGGCAGAUUACCCACAAAACACCGACAUACGCUUUCUCGCUAUGUUGGCUUUGCUGCCGACGGCACACCUGCGUCCGAAUCAGGUCUACGAGACGUACUGGCCGAUCUUCCACUCGCGCACUAGCCCGUUGCAGCUGCGUGUGGCCGCGUUCACGAUGCUCCUGUUCUCGAACCCGACCCCCGGCCGGUUGCUAGGGCUGUACAGCGUGAUCAAGACCGAGAACGAUCCACACAUGAUCAACUUUUAUCGCACCACGGUGCUCAGCAUCUCCGAGACGACCUACCCAUGCUACCAACAUCUCAAGUUGCUGCUCGCGUACAUGACACGCCAACUGCCUGAUGCACCGGCGCCGAAAUAUUGGGUCACGGGCAACUAUCUGUUUGACUAUCGCGACCGCAAGUUCCACAUCGGUUCCAUGCUGCAGACGAUGCUGAUCGGAAGCCACCAAACGGACCUACCCAUGAUCGCUUCGCUCAAGUUCGACACGGAGGCUCUCGGCAGGUUUACGGGCCAACUAGGGCUGUACAUUAAGGCACGCGGGCUGAGUGACGCCGUCAUCAAUCGGCUGACCACCUUCAACUCUAGCCAUCUGCGGCUGGACCGGCUGAGCAGCAUUCUGAAAUCGAUGAAACUGUCCACCAUCAGCCCGACGCCCUUACACUUUGAGUUCAUCGUCCAGUUCGAGGGCAAAGCGGUGCUGUGCUACCAUCUGAAUCAAACGACGUUCCACAAUCUAACCGACGGAAACAUUAUCAAUCGGAUCAAUCUGCUCCGGGACAGCCACGUCAAUAUGCAGAUCGUACGGCGCCCGUUCAUGAUCAAGUACGCGCUGCCGACGCUGCUCGGAACGCCGGCGGACAUUCUGAUCGAGAACACCGUGCUGGCGACGGUACGGGGCAACACGACGCAGCAGAUGAUGCUGAUGGACAAGGUGGCACGCAGCAAUCAGGUGGACAUCCGGUACUCUUCCUACGCGGUGGUAAAGAUUCGCAGCUACAACCCCAUCAACGACGUGGAGUACUCGACCAUACGCGAGCAGGGCUUUCUGGUGUACAUACCGGUCAACAACGAGAUCGUGUGGGACAUUGCGGGCAAAUCGAUAAGCUACAGCUUCUACCGACCGGAAAACAUGACCAGCGGCAUCUCGCUCAAGAGUCGCACGCGCAACACCCCGGCCAAUGGUGGUGGUUCGGGCGCGGCGGAAACGCUCGAACCGAAGGAGGAAGAUAUCGCCAAGUACGGCUACCGGAUAGACGAUCUAGGCAUUCAGCUACUGGCAAGAGUGCACCAAGACUACACCAAGGACAAUGUGAUGUUCAUGCUCGAAACGGACAUCCUGGACAAUGCGAAGGUCCUCACGAAGGCACCAUUCUCGCUCGUCAACAACCUGCUGCGCAUCGUCAGCCUGAUACAGCUGAACACGAUACACAUCGGGCGGGACAAGCACCUGACGCUGCUGAUCGCAAACGAUCAGAAAACGCUCCUGCAGGGUACGCUCAAAUGGGACACGCAAAACUACUCCAAGCAACCGGCCGUACCGGAAAAUGAGGUGCUGCGGGUAAACCUGAUUCUGGCCCACACGAUCCCGAAACCGGAAGGCAGCCGCGAUGAGGUGAAGGUACUGCACAAGUGGGACAUCGUCUCGCAGUACACCAACUUCAAGUGUGACCGGGCGGCACGGGUGUUCUUCUCGCUGACGCGCCACGAAUGGAACAGCUCCAACUGGAAGAUGUGCUUUUCGGCCGAUUACCGCCCACUGGUGUUUCUGCAACGUCCCUUCCAGCUCACCGGUGAGGUGGUGUUCGGUGAGACGAAGGUGCCGAAACAGUGUCCCAAGGAGCCGCGGAUUGCAUUCAACGUGUCCUACCAUCUGCCGGACUAUGUGGAACGGAUUUACCGCGCGCUUGACACGAAGGAUCGUAGCUGCCCGAAGGAGAUACUGCGACUUACACCACCGCCAUUUUCCGGCGAAUGUCGCCCAGCACGGUUUAGUCCACUGACGACGGUAACCGGGCUGGAUGCAAACUUCCGCUUCACCAAGCUUCCGUCCUGGAUCGACAUGUUGCUGCACCGUUUGGAUCACGCCGUUUCGGCCGUGGUGCCCGGCCGCGUGCACACACUCAACAUGACCGACCAUAUCGAUGUACAAGCACGCGUGCUACAGUGGUCCAACGAUACGGAGAUACAGAUCAACGGUGGCACCAUUUGGUUCCCGUCGCGGUUCUACCACAAUGUCAAGAUGCAACAUUCCUACACCUCGCGCAUCGAGUACGGGUUUCUGAGUGUUUGCAGCUUAAUCUAUAACAAGCUAACCACGUUCAACGACCGCAUCCUGCAGUUGACGGACGAGGUCCGGGACGAGUAUCGGGUGCGGGACAGCUUUCUGCUCACCGCCGAUUGCUCGCUCACACCCAAGAUGGCCAUCUUCGUGCUGGAAGACCAGAAGGGCGUACAGAUCUACACCGGUGGAAACUAUUUGAUCUACGAACCGGGCAACAACAGUAAUGGCAGCAGCAGCUCGUCCCCGUCCACCAUGACGGUGAACAUCAACGAUGAGCAGCUGAUCGAUCUGCGCAAUAUCGUGUACCAGUAUCCGCCCGAUGACGAAUUCUACGACUUCCGGGUGUACAUCGAUCGGGAAGGGGUGCUGGUGGUGGAGAACCAGCUCAACGGAGCGGUCGUACAGUACGGACCGGCCGGCAUCGUCAACAUCCUGCUGCCGACCGUACACAAGGGCCAGAUGUGCGGUUUGUGCAGUGAUCGCGACUAGCAGUGAUCGUUCGACUGAGCAAAAACGGGAAACAUCAUCAUCCGUCAACCUCGGCGGCCGUGUGCGCACACGCACACAACGCAACAUUAGGUUACAGUGCAUGUAAGCAUUAGUUUCUUACUUUACGUUAGAAUUUAGUAGAAGGUAAUAAAAAGACUUUUAAUAAAAUUUUAUAUGCAAAACAUGUUAACCAACA
This is a messenger RNA of Anopheles stephensi (Asian malaria mosquito), 4992 nucleotides long. RefSeq lists its product as uncharacterized. The transcript has 10 exons. The coding region runs from base 507 to 4796 and encodes 1429 amino acids. NCBI's taxonomy places the organism in Eukaryota, Metazoa, Arthropoda, Insecta, Diptera, Culicidae. The record is from RefSeq and is a predicted model, not a curated record. Gene Ontology annotation, biological process: lipid transport. Gene Ontology annotation, molecular function: lipid carrier activity.